AUGACUUCUAGAAUUAGAGGAUACGUCUCAACAGCUCUUCCAAAUAUUCCCGUCAAUGCUAGAUGGACACGCAAUGCUGUCACCAUCGCUGGAGGCUAUGGUCGUGGCAACGCAUUCAACCAACUUUGCCUUCCUCAUGGUCUCUUUAUGGAUGAUGAUCAAACUGUCUUGGUCGCUGACUAUGGCAAUCAUCGUAUUGUAGAGUGGAAAUGUGGUGCAACGAGUGGUAAAGUGGUGGGCGGUGGAAAUGGAAAAGGUAAUCAG
This is a messenger RNA of Rotaria sp. Silwood2, 264 nucleotides long. Lineage: Eukaryota; Metazoa; Rotifera; Eurotatoria; Philodinida; Philodinidae. The record is from the annotation of a GenBank genome assembly.